This is a messenger RNA of Rhineura floridana, 4321 nucleotides long. RefSeq names its product alpha-L-fucosidase 2 (gene FUCA2). The record is from RefSeq and is a predicted model, not a curated record. Gene Ontology annotation, biological process: fucose metabolic process; glycoside catabolic process. Gene Ontology annotation, cellular component: lysosome. Gene Ontology annotation, molecular function: alpha-L-fucosidase activity. The transcript is spliced from 7 exons. Lineage: Eukaryota; Metazoa; Chordata; Lepidosauria; Squamata; Rhineuridae. Bases 230 to 1645 code for a protein of 471 amino acids.
CACCCUUCUCGAAACGACUUCCUGCUUCAAGGCCAGUACUCAAAGCCGAGUCGGCCAACGAUGCGUUUCUUUUUUUGUUUCAAGGAAGACCGGAAAGCGAAAAAUCAAAGGCGGAAACAGCCCUACCUUGUUUCUGCGGCUGCUGCUCGGUCAUCUGACUGGCGUCACGUGGAGAAGAGGCGGAGAAGGGAACUGAGAAGAUAAACCAAAGAGUAGCUCUUGCCCCAUCAUGUCUCAACCGGUGGAUUCCCCCGUCCUUCUCUUCCCUGGGCUUCUUUGGCUGUGGCUACUGCUGCUGCUCCUCUUUUCCCAUGUGCCCUCGCAGGGAAGCGCCGCUCGCUAUGAACCCACGUGGGAGUCGUUGGAUUCCAGACCGCUUCCCGCCUGGUUUGAUGAAGUGAAGUUUGGCAUUUUUAUCCACUGGGGCGUAUUUUCGGUGCCCAGCUUCGGCAGCGAGUGGUUUUGGUGGUAUUGGCAAAAAGAAAAGAGAGACCCUUAUGUACAAUUUAUGAAAACAAACUAUCCUCCUGGAUUCAGUUAUGAGGAUUUUGCCCCCCUGUUUACAGCAGAGUUUUUUGAUGCCAACCGGUGGGCGGACGUGUUGAAAGCUUCAGGUGCUAAAUAUGUUGUCUUGACUGCAAAGCACCAUGAAGGUUUUACACUGUGGGGAUCUAAAUAUUCUUGGGCUUGGAAUGCUGUUGAUGUUGGACCAAAACGGGACAUUGUGGCUGAAUUAGCAUCAUCUAUUAGAAAUAGGACUGGCUUACACUUUGGAUUAUAUCACUCGCUGUUUGAAUGGUUCAAUCCUCUUUUCCUUGAUGAUGCCUCCAGUAUAUUCAUAAAAAAACAAUUCCCAAGUGCCAAGUCACUCCCAGAGCUGUAUGAGAUUGUGAACAAGUACCAUCCAGAGAUUCUGUGGUCAGAUGGAGAUGGCAAAGCCCCAGAUACUUAUUGGAACAGCACUGGCUUCCUAGCUUGGCUUUAUAAUCACAGCCCUGUUCGGGACAUAGUUGUAACAAAUGAUCGCUGGGGAGCUGGCUGUGUUUGUAAACAUGGAGGCUAUUACACAUGUGCUGAUCGAUAUAACCCAGGACACCUUUUGCACCAUAAGUGGGAAAACUGCAUGACAGUCGAUAAACAGUCAUGGGGAUACCGGAGGAAUGCGCAGUUGAGCGAUUACCUGACAAUUGAAGAGCUUGUAAAGCAACUUGUAGAAACAGUGUCAUGCGGGGGAAAUCUCUUGAUGAACAUUGGGCCCACCCAUGAUGGCCGCAUUCCAGUUAUUUUUGAAGAGCGCUUGAACCAAAUAGGCUCUUGGCUGGCAAUCAAUGGGGAAGCCAUUUUCAGCACUAAACCUUGGAGAGCCCAGAAUGACAGUGCCACACCAGGAGUAUGGUAUACAUUCAAACCAAAAGACGACAUUCUGUAUGCCAUUUUCCUUAACUGGCCAUCUUCGGGAACUCUAGUGCUUGGGGAACCAAAAGGCUUUACUGGAAAGACAGAGGUGAACCUGAUCGGAUAUGCAGAACCACUGCCAUGGGCUUCCUUGGGAGAAAAGGGAAUGAUGGUAGUUGUACCUCAGUUGCCAUUUACUAUAUUUCCGUAUCAAUGGGGUUGGACUUUACAGCUGACUAAUGUGUAUUAGCGAUAGCUAUCCUUCACUUUUGAUUACAGUAACUGAUUUUUUGCCAUGACCUACUUUGGGGUGACUGAGAAUAUAUCUGAAAUAUAAAUUUAUAGGAAAAGAGUCCAUGCAUUGAUCUUGUUCGUUAUUCAGCUUUUCUGACACUUUUUGAAAGGAGAACCUAUGAAAAUUUGUAGCAAUGUAUCACAACUAGGCAGGAAAUCAAGUCAACCAGUGGCAUGCAAUGAUCUUAGAGCAGAGGCUGGGACCCUUUUUUCAUCCCAAGGGCAACCUUCCUUUCCGGGCAACUUUCCAUGGACAAAAUGCCAGUGGUGGGCAAAGCCAAAGCCAAAAGUGAGCAGAGCAAUUAGUAUGAAUGUUAUGAUUGUAUAGAAAGCUCGUUUCUUCAUUCUCACACGUACUCCUCUAUUCUCCAUCUACACCAGCAAGAGGCAUUACCAGAGUUUCAAAGACACAUUCCAGUCAGACAAAAAAGCUCAAGGAGGGUGCAGAGUAAAGGCAGGUGAGGGGUAUGGCUUGUUAGGGUACAGGGCCUGGGAAAGAGCCCGGAGGGCCACAUUUGGCCACUGGGCCUGAGGUUCCUCAUCCUAUCUUAAGAGGCUCACAGAAGGCAGACUAAGCAGAAAAGGUACUACCACUCCUACUCUUUUUUCAAAAAGAAAGCUGUCUCACUAUUCAAUGGAUCUCAUGCUAAGAGUUGCUUUUAAUAGAACUUAUGUAAUCGCUCACUGUGAAUUAACUUUUUUCAGUGGUUUCAAUGGGGACAAGUGAUUGUUAGGUGGAAUUGGGAGACAAAGUUUAUUCAGUCCUAUAACCUACCUCAAAUUACCCAAUCCCACUCCACUUCCAUUAAUACUGUAUAUGAAAUAACAUAUUAGGACUUGGAUUCUAGUUUUGAUUAGUGAGAAAUGGCCUGUAAUUGUAAACAACUUAUGUUACUAUAAGUAUUUACACUUGUAAAUUCAGUUACUCGAGUACCAGACUGAUAGGAUUGUAAAAAUACCUCUUUGGGUAGCUCAUAUGGUUUGACUUAUUGAAAAAGAUUUGUUUUUGCUGAUUUUAAAAUAAUUUGUCCUGAUAGAAUCUAGUCACUGGUGCCUUGUUCAUUUACAAGUGAGCUUUUACUUCUCUCUGUGGUAAUGAUUUAACAGAGGAAAGUCUGAAUGUAGGAGAUGAGCAUUUGCGUUCAUUAUGGGCUGAGCGAGAUCAAGCUGUUCAGUCCCACUCUCUUGCCUCAGAAGAUUUUGGUGGGAGCUGCUGUCUGAUACAGCACCAGAGCAGAAGAAGAAGGGUAGGAAAUGCUGCUUCAAUAAACCUAGUUCUAUAUGAACACAAUGUGAUUUCCAUUCCUGUGUCUGUGUACAAUUUUAUUUUGAGAAACUCAUAAGCUGCUAGCCCUCUGAAGCAGAAUAUUCUAAAUGAAUAAAUGUGCUACAGAAUAAAGUAUAGCUACAGCAAGACUAAAAACAUGUUUAGUUUUUUUGGUGCUGAAAUGUCAAUUGAUGUCUUACAAAAAAUCAAGUUUUGCAUCCUUUCAACCCAUAUGGUUCUAAAUUGUGUAAACAUCACUGACUUGCAUUCUUUAGGAUGCUGAAGGAUAUUAGACGUAAUCUUUGUUAAAAUAGUUUAUUGUGAUUCAGAUAUUUCACAGAUAUUACAAUUUAAAAUAUUUAUAAAUGAUAUGUACAGCAGUAACCGUUUACAAACAGUGUAAACAUAGUAUUUUCUAGACAACAUCUACUUUAAAUCUGAAACAGUAGAGUAAGCACUCAACAUUGCAUUGCUUAGAACACAACACUUCCUCAGUAUAUGCACUUAACAACCAGUGGCCCUAAUCUAGAAGACCUAAAAGCACGAAAGGCCACAUACCCCAUUCUUAGAAUGACUCAGGGCAGGAGGUAAGAAGGUGAUGAGACAGUGGAGGGAGAAAAGGAGGCUUGAUUGCAUCUCUUCUUUUCAUAUUAGCAGAUGGUUUGAUUAGCUUUUGAGUGAAGCUUCAGAGAGGGUAUAUAGGUCAACUUCUGCUCUGCUUCACAGCCAAUCCGUAUUGAGAGAAGCUAUUCCUGACCUUCAUCUGCCACGGACAGAAGAGGUGCUGAGUGCAUUGCCUGUACAGUGGUGGUACUACAUACACAAGCCAGUCCUACUGUGUUCCAUGUUGCAGAUAAUUUGUGAAUGGAAUCUUGUUUUAUAGGCUAAGCGCUGUCCCUGGCUUUGAGGGAAAACUGAUCCACCUCCCCCUUGGUCUACAGCGAGGCAGAACCCUGACUUUCUCAUAAUGUUGUUGCAGUUUGCACUUUUGAAACCAGACACACAUCUUGAAAAAACGUACUGCUGACAGGCUGUUCUUUGCAUUGUCUUUUUGUAAACAAGUUAUUCAUAACUGAGACUGCCUCAACACAAAGGCUUGCAACAUAAUGUCCCCCUCCCCAUUUAAGUCAGGUGAUCUCUAUCAAUAAAAAACCUAGAAGUUGUAUUUCCUUAAAAGGCAUUCUUUCUGUAGGGCAAACAAUCCUGUACCAUUCUGAUGAGAUUCCUUAUUAAAUGAAGAAUUCACAAAUGCACUGUAUGUACAUCUUGCUAUACAGUUUAUUUCUCUAGUUGUUGAGGGGUACUGAAAGCUUCAUACACAUUAGCAGCAAAGUCUUUCACUUGUUCCAUCAUUAACAGGUCCUG